Messenger RNA from Hirundo rustica (Barn swallow), 2801 nucleotides. It is a transcript of the gene ASB9, whose product is annotated as ankyrin repeat and SOCS box containing 9. The transcript has 8 exons. The coding region runs from base 287 to 1171 and encodes 294 amino acids. NCBI's taxonomy places the organism in Eukaryota, Metazoa, Chordata, Aves, Passeriformes, Hirundinidae. The record is from RefSeq and is a predicted model, not a curated record. Gene Ontology annotation, molecular function: protein binding. Gene Ontology annotation, biological process: protein ubiquitination; intracellular signal transduction; positive regulation of protein catabolic process.
GGGCGUUGGAGAGGAUGUGACAUCAGGCACAUCUCUCGCUUGGCUGGAUCGCUGGCCGCCGAGCAGGGCAGCCCCGGAGCUAAAUCCCAGCCCAGGUACUCGGGUUUCUGCGCAGAGAGCUGCCGGCACCACGUCCCGGGCUGCUGCAGGCUCCGCUGGGCUCAUGCGUGCAGAGUCUGUUCCAGAGAUCACUCCGGCCGCUGGGGGCUCGCCGGGGACCAUGGAAUUUGAACUCCGCAAACCAACCACAAAGUGAAAAAACAGCGGUCGGGCAGACGGGGCUGAGAUGGAUGAUGAGAGAACUAAUCAAAAUGCCAGCAAACUGCAAGCAGCUGGAGGCGCGGUGUCUGCCGCGGCUCCAUCCGACCCGCUGCCGAGGGACUUUGUUUCAGACUGGUCUCCUUUACAUGAGGCCUCUAUCCAUGGGCGUCUGCUUUCUCUGAAGAAGCUCAUUGAACAGGGGAAUGAUGUCAAUCUUGUUACAGCAGACCAGGUGUCUCCUCUCCAUGAAGCCUGCCUGGGGGGUCAUGCUGCUUGUGCCAGUGUCUUGUUAAAACAUGGUGCUCAGGUGAACGGAGUGACUGUUGACUGGCACACACCACUGUUCAACACUUGUGUCAGUGGCAGUGUGGCUUGCUUGAAUUUACUGCUGGAGCAUGGAGCCAGCCUACAACCACCCUGUGACCUGGCAUCCCCCAUCCACGAAGCUGCUAAGAGAGGUCAUGUGCAAUGUGUUGAACUGCUUGCGUCCCGUGGGGUAAAUAUAGAUCACAACAUCAAGCACCUGGGUACUCCUCUUUAUGUAGCAUGUGAGAACCAGCAACUGAACUGUGCCAAGAAGCUGCUUGAGUCAGGAGCAGACGUGAACAGCGGCAAGGGCCUGGACUCCCCUCUGCACACGGCUGCCAGGAGUUGCAGUGUGGAGCUGGUGAAGCUGCUGAUGGAUUUUGGAGCAGACAUUUGGGUGAAGAAUGCUGAAAACAAGAGGCCAGUGGAGCUGGUUCCACCGGGCUGCCCUGUGGGCCAGCUCUUCCUGCAGAGAGAAGGGCCACUGUCCUUGAUGCAGCUGUGCCGCCUGUGCAUCAGGAGGUGCUUUGGAUACAAGCAGCACCAAAAAAUAACUGGACUUCUCCUCCCAGACGAGCUGAAACAUUUUCUUCUCCACAUUUGAGCCCUUUCAUGUUCAAAACGGUGCCUUUAAUAAGACAGCAAGAAAUGGGUCCUGCUGCCACAAACCACAGUGCAGUUGUGACCCCUCUCUGCUCACUUGGGUGCUCCCCUGGGGAUAUCAGCUGCCUGAUACAUGUGGGAGCAAGGAUGCUGAGACUCCAGCUCUUCUUCCCGUUGCACCUUUCCUUUUGAGUUGUAAACCAAAGUGCAUCUGCAUCACCUGGGAGCAGCAGCAUGCCCAGCUCCCUGAAGGGCUGCCGUGUCACCCCUGAGCUGAAGGGGCAGCCACACCCUUCGGUGCUUCUGGAGAUCCUUUUUCACUUCUCUGUGGAGACUCCGUAAGAGUGGGCUGGGAGUGCAAAAACUGAUGACAUUACCAACACCAGCAAUGAGAGAUACAGAGUCCUCAUCUCCGAAGUGAGACUGGCAGCCUUCAAAUACGUGAAAGCUGAUUUUGGUGUUCACCAGUGUGCCAGUGUGAGCAGUGUCAGCCUGCCUUGUGCAAGUGGGAGGUUAGAGAGGAGAGAUCAAAUGGUACCUGGAUGCUGGUAUUUUAUGCAAAUCACAAUUCAAAUCCUUGUCUGCACAACGUGACUGCUGGCUAUUGGUAUCCAGUGUGAUGGUUUGAUUCCUUUGUGCUGACCAAACACACCACAGUUCUGUUGGGUUUGUGGGACACUAAAUUGUACCCUAAUGUGAUUAAAUGACAAGCACAGUUUGGUCUCUAACUGCUCUGGUGAUAGAGACACUUGGGAAUGUGUCACUUACCUGACCCAAUUCAUCACACAUGUUUGAGCCAUGUAAAAAUUAACUGUCUGGUUUAAGAUGGCCUUCUGUGUGGUUUCCCUCAUGCCCAGGAAGAAAAGUAGACAUCUGUAUUCACAAAGGUUGAAUGAAAGCAGGUAUCGUGGAAGGGAAAAGUAUCUUUUUGUAAAAUCAGUGUCUUGGUUAAGCUGAAUCUGCAUUGAACAGGCAAGGAAUGGACAAUGAACCUUGUGCUUAACUUCUGGACAUUAAAUUGAGAAGAAUCCCUGCUUUGGUGACACAGUGCAAGGCUGGAGAUCCAUCCCAUUAUAUUCUAGAUGAUGAAGAAACAUUUUUGUAUGUGCUAAUUUUACUUUUGCCUUUAGGCAUCUUAUUUUGUAACUUCAGCCAACGGGUUUAGAAGAGUAAUGAUAAUACCAGGAGGAAACUGCUCUGAGAACCAGGUGAGGGUGUUGCUUCUAGUUUGCUUUUCUUAUGCAAAUUUCAUGGUAUGACUGUUUACUUGAAUUUCUCUGCCCAAGUGUAAUUAGGAUGAAUUCUGUAUGCUCAGCUUGUAUCAUCUCCGUGUGUUUACUUAUUUAUUUUCAUAGAAAUUGUGGUCAACACUGGUGAAUUACAGCUUUAUGCAUCAACACUUACCCAGUUAUAAACUGUAAUAAGUACAAGAUGCAAACUGAAUAAGCUCAUUAUAGGUGAGGUUUGGAUUUUUUCUGUAUUUGAAACCAUUUAAAAUGUAAUGCAGGACUUAAAUGAUUGUCAGGAAUAUAUUUUAUCAGAUUCUUUCCUAUUUUUAUGUUAACAGUUUAAUGGUAGUUAAGCCACGAUUUUGUAGGAUAUUUUCUCUGAAAUAAAUAGUUUAUACUCUU